AUGUCUAGUGAUCGGCAGACUGCCAGGAUGAAAUUCUGGAAUUCCAUUUCCAAAUCCAAACGUAAACCAAGCAGGAGCAGCAGCAGCAGCAAGACUGAAGGGAACAAUCAAAGGGCUGAGAAAGAAGAGGAGAAGGACAUUAUCUUUGUUUAUAAGGGACAAUCCAAGAAGCACUAUCCCAACGAUUUCACCCAUGCUAUCAUUCACUCGUCAGUGCGAAAAAUUGGAAAAGAAGCCUUCUUUAACUCUGAAUCUCUCUACAGCAUUGCCAUACCACCAAGAGUAAAGACCAUUCGUCAGUCUGCCUUUGAAGAAUGCAGUUCUCUAGUUCUUCUGGAUUUGUACAAUGGUUUGGAAACGAUUGAAUAUGCAGCCUUUCGUUCGUGCCGGUCACUGUUGGGGACUACUAGUACAGGUGUAUUGCAACAAAACAAGGAUAGUAGUAAUAAUGACCGCCGCACAAUAUUUGUGAUCCCAAAGACGGUGACGACGAUUGGUGGUCAUGCCUUCUUCAACUGUAUUUCUCUCCAGCAUGUACAAUUUCACCAAGGACUACAGAGUAUUGGUCGUGCGGCAUUCUCAGCGUGCCGGUGGUUACUGGAAAUCAAACUCCCAUUGGGCCUGAAACACAUUGGAAACUCGGCCUUUUGUCAAUGCAAGAGCCUCCGCGCCGUAUCCAUACCGCCAACAGUGCACGCCAUUGAAGAUGGUGCCUUUCAAUACUGUUCGGCCCUUGGUCAAGUGGAUCUGGAAGAAGGCCUCAAGUCCAUCGAGUCCACUGCCUUUGCAAGUUGUUCCGCAUUGAGUGCCAUUGCGUUGCCAUCAAGCCUGGAGAAGAUUGGAUUCCGAGCCUUUUUGGGUUGUACCAGUCUUGUUGGUGUGGAAUUUCCAAGCGACUUUAGUGCCUGGUUUGGGGAAGAUUGCUUUGCGCAUUGCAAUUCGUUAGUGAAUGUCUCCCUUCCAGCCUCGGUCCAUGCCUCAUGUCCAAAGCAAGUCUUUGCGGGAUGCGAAAUGUUACCAGAACAUCAGGCUCUGCGUCUACAAGAACGAUUUGAAUACUUUCCUGUGCACAGAGCCUGUUAUUAUGCAUCCGUCGGCACGGUGUACGAUUUAAUUCUGGCGCUAGAUUCCCAUGGUGAUGAUCCCAAACUCCUCAAGGACCAGUUUGGUUUGACGGCCUUUCACAUUGUGGCCACCUCGGCCCAUCCCAGAUUUGAAAUGAUGAGAUGUUUGUUGGAUAACUAUCCAACCGAGAUUUUGGAAUACAGCGACAAGACUGGCAGGACCAUGCUAGACUACUUGAUGAUGCAUUCGUCUUCCGCAAAAGUGAUUCCAUUGAUCCAACUGGUACUCCAACGGACAAUCGUGGACAAACUGUCAUCUUGGGGUGUAGGACACACAUGGGUGUCGAGCUUGUUGGGAUGCUUGGAGUCGAUCCAGAGUGAUUAUGAUAUUGAAACUCGAUGCAAAUAUGUCCAUGACUCUUUCUUUGGCGAUGUGGGACACUGUAUAAGACUAGAAUCGACAUCUUUAUUCGAAGAGGCACUAUGGAAGAUGAGAAUGAUGACAGUGGAGAAAGAAGAGAUGCAAGGCAGGAAUGACUAUCGUCAACUCUGUCGAUUUCAUUGCGGAGCAGAAGUAGUGAUUGGCAACGUCGCUCAAUACUUGUGGAAUGAAGACGAAAGCAAGGCCGAUACUGCAUUAUCCAUUUUCGGGAAUCUUGUAACAUCAUUGAAUAAUUAUGAUUAG
This is a messenger RNA of Cylindrotheca closterium, 1749 nucleotides long. Lineage: Eukaryota; Bacillariophyta; Bacillariophyceae; Bacillariales; Bacillariaceae. The record is from the annotation of a GenBank genome assembly.